UAACGCCUGGCAUUCUACCUCCUCUCCUCCCUCUUCUCUUUUUGGCCAACUGCAGCAUGGAGACCCUGGACGAAUUUGACAACGAAUACCCGCUCAUUAUCUCCUUCUGCGAGCGGAUCUCCCCCCAGGACUUUGAGCACCAGUCCUUGAGUUACACUCAGAAAUCCCUGCAAGACCUUUACACCCAAAUGGAGCAGAACCCGGGGAUCUGUGAGCGGGUGGUGCGCAAGAGGAAACAGGCAGAGGCCGAGAAAGCCAGCCUGGUGCAAUAUCUGAAGGACAAGUUCUUUUCCAUGCUUCAGGGAGAUGUGAACUCUAACAGCUCACUGGGGGAAAUGGAAGUGGAGGAAAAGGUGCAGCAACUGAGGCGUGACAUGGAGAAGGCCAAUGACUACGCUCGUGCUGCCAAGAGCCCAUCCUGGAGGCCGUCAGAGAUGAGGCCUAAGAAGAAGAGCGCGCCACUGGGAGGCUUCAGCCCCAGCCAGACCACGCUCCUGGACUCCAGCAUUCCUGCCAUGCCCAGAAUCUUUGGUUCUUUCCCAAAGCAGUUGGAGAGAAGCACGAAUUCCAGCAUGGAUCUGAAGCAGCUCUGGGCUGGCAUGUCAUCCGUCAAUCAGAAGAGCAUGGUUGACCUGCGUCCCUUAAUGUUGAACCCUGGUGGCUUCCGUCCCUCAAUGCUCAGUAGCAGCUCCAUCAGCCGGCUGAAAUACUCCAGUCUCCCAAGGACUCCUGCCAGUGGGCCCGCUCCGUCUUCCCAAAGCGCUGACUCGUCUAGCGCCGCUACUGUUUUCAACACGCCCAUGCUGGCCAAGUUCAAAGGCAACAAAGACGGCGAGAAGGAUAACGAAACUGCCAGCCCUGAUUCAAACCCUACAGGAGCCUAAAUGUCUUUUCGUAUAUGGGAAGAUGCUACGCGAAUUAAAGUUCAGUGCGUGCUCCUCUGUAGCGUGUGGACGGCUCUACCAUUGAAGCACCUCGAAAUGUGGGGCAUGAGGAAAUGGUCAAAGAAAGUGGUUGGGGCAGGGGGUGGGAAAGCGGAGACAUUCUUAUCACUUAGGGGUGAUAAGUGCGCUUGGCUAGUUUUGAAGGUGGAAAGGUGCCCUUGACUGACGAUCAGUACACUUCUUCUUCCUGGGAUGGG
This is a messenger RNA of Elgaria multicarinata webbii, 1141 nucleotides long. RefSeq lists its product as uncharacterized. NCBI's taxonomy places the organism in Eukaryota, Metazoa, Chordata, Lepidosauria, Squamata, Anguidae. The record is from RefSeq and is a predicted model, not a curated record. The transcript has 6 exons. Bases 57 to 884 code for a protein of 275 amino acids.